GUCAAUAAUGAAAAUUUAUUUAAGGUUAGGUGUUCCAAAACGUAAAUAAAUCCGAUAUAUGGGUUAACUUUAUUUCUAAAUAUUUCACUGGUUAUGCUAUACUAAAUCCAAUAUUACAUUAUUAUGAUUUUCACACUUCAGUUUUUUAUCUAACAAACAAGUUUGAAAAAUGUCUUGUCCAGGCUUAUAUUGUGGUAGAACAAUAUUAUCAGAUUCACAGUUAAGUGAAUGUGGCCCUUGUCCUAGAGGAUUCCGAAGAAAUGAAACUUCACACAUAUGCGAAUUAUGUACUGAUGAUCCUCUACUUUAUGAUUGGUUAUACCUAGGAUUCGUUGUUCUAGUGAUGUUAGUUUUACAUUGCUUCUUUAUAGAUAUGUUAUCCAUGAGAAGAAGUUUUACUAAGGAUAUACUUAUUUUGCAUUCAGCAGCUUUUAUUGAAGUCAUUGUAGCAGCCUUUCUGUCCUUACUUUUAUCACAUCCAAUAGGUAGUUUCACAGUAUACAGUUGUAGGGUAAGAAGUAUCUCUGAUUGGUAUACACUUCUUCAUAAUCCUUCACCAAAUUAUGAUAAGAAAAUAUAUUGUUCUCAAGAAGCCGUGUAUCCUCUGUACACAACCAUUUUUCUAUUUUAUGGUUUAAGCAUGGUAUUAAUGUUGAUAUAUAGGCCAUGGUUAUGUAAAAAGUAUUUACCGAGACAAAGUAAAAUGUCUAUAUAUGCUGCUCUAUAUUUUAUUCCUAUUCUCAUAGUCAUACAUGCCUUAAUUGGUGGACUCUUAUAUUAUUGUUUCCCUCAUCUAACACUUAUACUAUCUGUGAUUUCUUGUGCAGCACAUUUUGCUAUUAAAUUGGAUCAAAGUAUUGAAUCCUUGAUACUUUCAACACUUGUGGAACCACGUAAUCUUGUGAUUUUAAUAGGACAUUGGUGUUUACAUGCUUAUGGAAUAAUAUCGAUUACUCAACUUAUAAAUCCACCUCUGCAUGCAUCGUUCAUUCUUUUGGUUCCACUGCCAGCUGUUAUUUAUAUAUUAACAGCAAGAUUCACAGAUCCAAACAGAUUUCAAUUUUAGUCUACGAUAUAAUACCAAAAUGGAAGUCUGACUGAAGUCUUCUUCCUUUUGAAUCUCCAAAAAUAGAUCAAGUUAUUUUAGAAUGGAGAUAAUAUCAUUUCGAGUCCUUCUCCCUGGACAAUUGAGAUAUUAAGGGAAAUUGUUGCUCUCAAAUUGAUAAAUAAAAGAAGACUGACAUUUGAUGGUUGUUCAUUAUUUGUAUUUUAUUUUUUGUGUAGUAGUGUAGAUGUUCAAUUAUUUACAAAUGAGGUAGUGAAUAUUUAGUAUAGAUUGAUGACUUCUUAGGAAUAUACUGUUAUUAGAGAUGUAGUCAACACAUUAUAUAGUUAGCAGAGUAAUGUGAGCAAACAACAAAAUUAGCAGAAAAUUAAGUACUAAUUAAGUGCUAUGUUACCAAAUUUUCUGAUGUGCAAGUUUUUGAUAAAUUGGCUGUUCUGUUAACUUCAGAACUGUUAGCAAAACAAUGCAAGUUAAAUGUGCAAAAUUAAUAGAUAAUGAUAGUAGAGUGCUUCCAUAAAAAAAUGUUGCCUUGUUCAAUAAUAGAAAAAAACUCUUAUAUCCUUGCAUGGAAUUGGAUACUUCUACACGUGUUUUCGGAGAGUAAAAAAACUUCACAAAAAGACAUCACAAAAAUGAGAUUUUGUCCAAGUUUUCUCAGUGGAACACUAUCAUUGACGAAGAAUUAUCAACUUGUGUAGCUCUGGUAGGUCCUAAAUCCUUAAGUGAUCGACUAAUGCUUAUAAUAUGCUGCAGAAUCGAUGAAUUUUUCAGAGACGUCAUGAAACAAUGAACUUUUUCCAAGUUUUGUCGUUUUCUUAGCAGAACACUACCAUUGCCGAAGAAUUAUCAACUUGUGUAGCU
This is a messenger RNA of Diorhabda sublineata, 1927 nucleotides long. Its product is annotated as JNK1/MAPK8-associated membrane protein. Bases 170 to 1066 code for a protein of 298 amino acids. Gene Ontology annotation, molecular function: ubiquitin protein ligase binding. Gene Ontology annotation, biological process: response to unfolded protein. NCBI's taxonomy places the organism in Eukaryota, Metazoa, Arthropoda, Insecta, Coleoptera, Chrysomelidae. The transcript is spliced from 4 exons. Gene Ontology annotation, cellular component: membrane. The record is from RefSeq and is a predicted model, not a curated record.